Messenger RNA from Nannizzia gypsea CBS 118893, 834 nucleotides. RefSeq lists its product as hypothetical. The coding region runs from base 1 to 834 and encodes 277 amino acids. Lineage: Eukaryota; Fungi; Ascomycota; Eurotiomycetes; Onygenales; Arthrodermataceae. Gene Ontology annotation, molecular function: oxidoreductase activity. The transcript is spliced from 5 exons. The record is from RefSeq and is a predicted model, not a curated record.
AUGACUUUCGCAGCCAAGAUCCACUAUCUUCAACGCCUCAAAUUGUACGAAAGCCAGAAGCCAUAUAUGAUCACAUUUGAUAUACCAGAAAAAGUCGGGAAAAAGACCAACCAUUCUUAUAUUCCUUGUGACGUGCAUAUCACCAAUGCCCAACAAUGCAAAGAGAAAUUUACUCUAGAUAGCCAUGGCUUUCAGUUUGAAGACUGGCCUACCAAUCUUGUCUCGGAAAAUUUCGACGACGAUAACCUUGUGAAGAAUCGAUAUUAUGGUGAAGUUGUGGCGCGUAUGGAGCAACUGUUUCCGGAUGCCUUGGAGAUUCGUGCUUUGACUUAUCUCAGAAGGAAACGGAACGAGACGUUUUUGAAAGUCGCAAGCGCUGAACCAAAGUCUAUCAACCCCAUUAUCUAUGCACAUACUGACUUUACACCAAAAGGUGCUGCUACAGCAAUCGAACCCCUUCUACGUGCUCAUGAGUACUUGCGUGGACAUAGAUAUGACAUGUUGAAUGUCUGGCGGCCCACACGAGGCCCGAAUAGGGAUUGGCCACUUGCUCUCUGCGACUUCAAUACAAUCACACGGAAGGAUAUCGAGUUCAACGAUGUGAUUCAUAGGGACCACGUUGGGGAGAGCCUACGUCUAUAUCCGAACCCAGAGCACAGGUGGUAUUUUCUGGAUGACCAGACAACUUCACAGGUCGCCAUAUUCAGGAACGUGCACUCAGAUGGGUUGGAAAUUCCAUUUGGUGUGCACUCAGCUUUUACGAACCCCCGUGUAAAUAGUGAUCAGCCUCCGCGCGAGAGUAUUGAGUUACGAUGUGUGAGGUUUUUCAAAUGA